Messenger RNA from Seriola aureovittata, 1588 nucleotides. It is a transcript of the gene c3h4orf33, whose product is annotated as chromosome 3 C4orf33 homolog. The transcript is spliced from 6 exons. NCBI's taxonomy places the organism in Eukaryota, Metazoa, Chordata, Actinopteri, Carangiformes, Carangidae. The coding region runs from base 252 to 920 and encodes 222 amino acids. The record is from RefSeq and is a predicted model, not a curated record.
UAUUUGUCCAGACAUCACAUGUACUCUGAAACCACAACCAGCACAUCAAGUGAAUUCACUUUGAUGGUUCCAAGCUUCUUCUGUCAGGAAGUCAAUUUUACUAUCUAGUAAGUUAUUGAGUAACAGAACUGUACUUGACAUUUGAUAACGAACUGCUUAAAGAACCGAACAGUGUGUAUUAGGGCAUGACAAGCUCAGCUCGGGACAGUUGAGAGUAUUUUAUUCAGUGAGUCUUGGGAGCCUUUGACAACAUGGGGGUAGCUCGUGGACUACAGUGUGUGACACUAUUCCACAUCCUGCUGUGCUGUGCAUCUCUUCCUCAUACAGUAAUGGAGUUUGCUAUCCAGCACACCUGGGAUAGCAAUCCUGUGAAUCAUGAUCCUAUCAGGAUCGUUUUCUCUCCUGGACAAGGAGGGCUGAAGAUGGAGGUCUUUGGUCCCUUCUUCAAUGACCCAGCAGCUCCUGCAGGGCCCCCAAGUCAGCCUUUUCCUGGACUCUGGGAUUAUGAAGUUGUUGAGUCCUUCUUCCUUGACAGUACUACAGAAAAUUACCUGGAAGUGGAGCUUUGUCCACAUGGACAACACCUGAUAUUAUUGCUGUCAGGAGUCGGUCAAGCAUUUAUGCAACAACUGCCCAUGGUGUUUAAUGCCACAAUCAGAGGGGACAGGUGGAUGGGUGAGGCUCUCCUCCCGUGGUCGUACUUCCCUCCCAAUGUUAACAAGAUGAACUCCUACGCCAUCCAUGGCUCAGGGGAGAAGCGUACAUAUGAGGCUCUCUACCCUAUUCCCAAGGCAGAGAUAGUGGAAAGCCAGAAACCUAACUUCCACCGCCUGGAGUACUUCAAAGAUUUCCGCCUGCAAAGCAUCAUGGGAGAAGACUGGGUCCAGCUACAGUCUGAUCUGUGGAGAGGAAAACCCUGAGCUUUUCAAAUUCACUCCCUUUUCCCUCUUGCUGUCUCUCUCUUGCAUGCACAGACAUGCAAACACCUCUGUGGCAGGGCCCUAGUACAAACACUCAUUGCCAGGGAACAAAGGGCAAUCAAUCUUUAUUAGUUAAUGAUGUCAAACGAUAUGACAAGAAAUAUGUUAUCGGCUUGUCAGAGCGCAUUAGCCUUCACACACAUUCAUGCGAGCACACAGACACACACAUCACAAGCUAUUGCACGUCACCAAAUAUUGCCUCGGGAGAGUGUGACCUACAGCGGUUAGAGUGUGGAUGGUGGCAAGGACUGCUCACUUUGACCUUCAGCUCCUGUGUAGCUUGUGCUUUUCACUUCUUUUUUUUUUUUCUCGCUUUUUAGUGACAUAAACACAGCAGACUCUUGUGAUUCUUUUCCCUGUUAAGGGACACACACACAUAAUCAUACAGACCAUUAUAGUGAAAAAUAUGUUCUUUGGAGACACAUGCUUGAGCUUUUGAAUUAACGUUGAACUGUAAUUUAAUCAUUUUUCAAUCAUUCCACUGCCUUUAUUGAUUUCCUUUUACAAUUAAAUAUGUUGUCAAGUGUAUAGUUCUUUUUGGCUGGACUGGCCACAGGCCAGCGCUGCAUCUGUGAAUGUUUGUGACUGAGUGAAGAAGUUACACCAUU